CUUAGCGUAGAUGGCACGCACCGUAUAUAUAUGCGGCGUACACACGCUCAAUAGGGGAUUGGCUUAUGGUUCCAGUGUGUGCUGUGUAUAUUGCACAGUAGGGAAGAAAGUGCCGGUUGCACUACUAUAAGCCACACACACACAAUGUGUCAGAUUAGUUGGCUGGCUGGCGAUUGCAGCAACAACAUAUCCAGUAGCGGAAGAGAACAAAUUAAAAUAUACUUGCAUUUACAUAAAAUCCUCACCCAAAGCCCGCACAUGGAGGAAAUGAUCCCCGGCACACAUAUAUACACACACACAUGAUGGCCCAAAUUGCUAAUCUGAUCCUGUUUUUAUCUUGUUGAACGGAAUAUACGCGCACCCCUCGUUACUGCCUGUACGUAACCUUUAACCUGCCAUUGUUAUAGACGGGAUCAACUCUUGAAUCAUACAGCUUGUUAAUAUCGGUCACUAUGAUGCGCCGGUGGGUGUUGUAUGUAUAUACGUGUCUAUGUGUGUGGACAGUUGCGACAUGAUCCAAGAAAUUAGUUACCCGGAACAUAUGGAGCCGUUGGAUGUGCUGCCGAUUGCUUAAAACAACCAAACAUCGGCGAUCAUGUUUGCACUGCAGCUGGAAGGAGAGGAAAUUCAUUUCCCGUUUGUUUAGCAAUUAAACGCGGACACAGUUGUGUGCAUAUAUAUAUAUUCUGCAUAUAUGUGUGGGAAGCCGGGCGCCAGGGUCGCCGCGCGCAACAGUGCACACGCUACAUUGGGUAGUAGUACGCCAACCCAUGGUCGACAUUAUUAAUGGAUAACGACAAAUUACUCUACUGUACUCUCCCGUUGGAUAAUUCAUCCGUGGCCAGCAAUGAGACGCGCUCCGCCGAUGAUAUUGCCGUGGAGAAGGUGGAACGUAUUCUCUACGGGAUUCUGAUGCCCAUCCUAUCCGGUCUGGGCAUCAUCGGCAACAUCCUUAAUCUGGUGGUAUUAACACGGCCCAAUCUGAUGAAGAUCAUCACCUACACCUACUUCCGUGCCAUGGCCAUCUCGGAUUUGCUGACCAUGAUUAUGGUCAUACCCUUUGUGGCCGAACUGAGCGGUGCCGCCUUUCCCGGUUAUACCGGCAACCUCUUCCACGCCCACGUUCUCCUGCCGUGCCUCAAUGCCCUCGUGGGCAGCAGUGUACUGUGCAUUGUAGCGGUGACCUUUGAACGCUGGCUGUCCAUUUGUCAUCCCAUGCAUGCCAAGAAUAUUCAGAGUCCGCUGCGUGCCAAAAUCAUCAUCGCGGCCGGAUGGGUGAUAUCGUUUGCCCUGUAUUUGCCCUAUUGCUUCCGGAAGUCGGUACAGAUUUGCCAUCAUCCGCUGCACGGUGGUACCGGCUAUGUGAUUGUGGAGGAUGAGGCCUUUACACACAGCCGUGGUUAUGUGGUGUACGGAUGGGUGAGGGAGACCGUUCUCCGAUUACUUCCGAUGGCCAUUCUGGCUGUACUUAAUCUACGUAUUGUCCUGGCGCUAAGGAAAGUCCAGAGUCGUAGGAGGAAAUUAAAAGGUUCGACCAUAGGUGCUGGUUCAAAAAAGCGCAAAGAAUCUGAGCGCGCGAUUAGCAUUAACGAAGCCAACGAGACGAACCGACAGUCCAUCAGCAGUACACCCGCCGCAAAAGCCGAAUUCAAGCGCUUGCAGGAAGAACGCCGGUUAGUGCUGCUGCUGAUCGGCAUUGUGGUGAUGUUCUUUGUCUGCGUCACACCGGCCGCCAUCCUCCUCAUCAUACCGGUACGCGAUGAGGAUUUCGGGUUCGGACUGAAGCUGUUCCGGGCGUUUGCCAAUUUACUGGAACUGACCAACUACGCACUGAACUUUUACGUCUACGUCGGCUGCAGCAGUGACUUCCGGACGACGUUCGCCAAUGUAUUCUGUUCACCGUGGACCAAGCGGAUGUACAACAAUGGGGAUAUGUUUGAGCGAUCGGUAAUGAUGUCAAAAGCCCCAUUGACGACAGCCGGAGAUCGGAGUCGGAAGAGCACCAUCGAUAUGACGGGCCCGAUGGAUCAUCCGGACAACAACAACGUUAACCGCCUACGCCGUCCAUCCGUGGACACUAACCAUGCCAACCAUCAUACCGGAUACGAAAAGGUCAUCACCAUUACCACGGCUAAUACCGACGGGCAGCAUGAGCGACAGGAGCUGCUGAAAGUUGAGGAAGUUUGUGUUUGAUGUGUUGAACAGCAUUAUAGUUUAAUAUAAGCCGGGCGCCGUGGUUGUAAUACUAGAAAUUACUUUCGACGCUGCCAUACAAUGCGCUGGAAUUAGCCAGCAUCUGUAUCAAUGCGCUCGAGUUGCGAUGUCUGUGAUGAUGUAUCAGUUUGAUGUUUUUUUCUGACUAAGCAAGAAAUUCUGACGAUCAUGCAUCAACAAUGAAUUAUUCACACAUGUACAGCUGUUAGAGAUACACAGCAUACAUUUUUGGGAUGUUGAUGUUGUUGAGAUGUUGAACUUUAUAGAUGAUUGGCA
Messenger RNA from Paramacrobiotus metropolitanus, 2490 nucleotides. RefSeq names its product probable G-protein coupled receptor B0563.6. Gene Ontology annotation, biological process: G protein-coupled receptor signaling pathway. The record is from RefSeq and is a predicted model, not a curated record. Gene Ontology annotation, cellular component: membrane. The transcript is spliced from 3 exons. NCBI's taxonomy places the organism in Eukaryota, Metazoa, Tardigrada, Eutardigrada, Parachela, Macrobiotidae. The coding region runs from base 787 to 2193 and encodes 468 amino acids. Gene Ontology annotation, molecular function: G protein-coupled receptor activity.